ACCGCGGAAAGGAUCUACUUCUGUUUCAUGAAAAGAAGGCUUGAUUACAUAAUGAAAAAAGGGGCAUCAUUCUAAAGUUGUGGUUACAAAAAGGAUGAAGAUAAGGAAUUGAUUAAUGAUUGGAUACUUUCGUAAUCUUUCCCUUUUUGUUCCUAUACACAAAAAACCUAUUUGUUAUGCUUACACCAAUUCAAAAUGAUAUAAUCAGCACUUUUCUUUUCUUACUCAUUUCAGUGUUCUGGUAUCGUAAUGCCCGCAACUGUAUCAUCAAGAAGUCCAGAGGCUCUUCUUUCUUUUACUACCAAUACGGCCACCAAUUUAUUGCCAUGUUGCUCAAUAACGAAUAAGAAGAAGACUCUAAGUAGUAAUAGCAGUCAUCACCACAACAAUAAAAAGGCUCUUCCACCCAUUAAUGACUUUAUUGCUACUGUAUUCCAAAGAUCCAACCUAACGCCUUGUGUAUGCUUGGUAUCAUUGAUUUACAUGCAAAGAUUGAGAGCGUUCUUACCGAGGCAUGCUCGUGGUGAAUUAGAUACGCCCUACCGACUUUUUCUAGCUGCAAUUCUCGUCGCAUCCAAAUUUCUAUCAGAAACUGGCACCGAAUUGACCAGCCAAGUGUUGGUGGCUAUGACAGACUAUCUGUAUACGCCAAAGGACAUCAAUUUGAUGGAACGAUCCUUUUUAAGCUUGAUUCAAUAUGAUUUGUAUGUGAACUUGCAAUCCAUUCAGGAAUAUUUGGAUGUUCAUGGAAAAUUAUUGGAAAUGGACCUGAUUAUUGAAGAGGAAGCAGUAGUAGUCUAGAACCUUUUCUCGUUGCUGAAAGCUGUUCAAUUUUCUCACACUCAACCUAUUAAAGGAGAACUAGCCAUCUUCUACACUUCAUUCCCGUUAAUGCAUCUUUAUUACACUCAAUAUACCAUAUACACAUACAAUAUACCCUAACCCUACGCACUUUUGUUUAAAAUGAUAGUCUUGUAUCGUGUCAUUGCAAGCAGUGAGAAUAAACUUUUAUGAUAUACCUCCGAUUUUUUUUUGAUUUUUUUUACUCUUUGGUUUUUUUUUUUUUUUUUUUUU
This is a messenger RNA of Mycotypha africana, 1074 nucleotides long. RefSeq lists its product as uncharacterized. The record is from RefSeq and is a predicted model, not a curated record. NCBI's taxonomy places the organism in Eukaryota, Fungi, Mucoromycota, Mucoromycetes, Mucorales, Mycotyphaceae. Gene Ontology annotation, biological process: regulation of cyclin-dependent protein serine/threonine kinase activity. Gene Ontology annotation, molecular function: cyclin-dependent protein serine/threonine kinase regulator activity; protein kinase binding. The transcript has 2 exons. The coding region runs from base 250 to 801 and encodes 183 amino acids. Gene Ontology annotation, cellular component: nucleus; cyclin-dependent protein kinase holoenzyme complex.